Melanaphis sacchari is the source of this 970-nucleotide messenger RNA. RefSeq names its product fibrous sheath-interacting protein 2. The transcript has 2 exons. NCBI's taxonomy places the organism in Eukaryota, Metazoa, Arthropoda, Insecta, Hemiptera, Aphididae. Bases 7 to 870 code for a protein of 287 amino acids. The record is from RefSeq and is a predicted model, not a curated record.
AUAAUCAUGUUAUGCGGCACUCAGGAAAAACCUUUACCGAUAUUCAAAAAAAAAUGGAGACCCGCUAAAAUUUGUGAUCGGACGACAUUGCUGGCUAUUCGUCGUCCAACAGCCGCAUCAAAAUUCAGAGAUAGUGUACCACGCCCCAAUUAUCGGCCACUAAAAAUCUGUCUUCCAUCAUGGGAAUCUAGAAAAUUGGACGAAAAAAUUCCAAUGUAUCACGGAUACACUCCAUCUGGUCCAAUUGUAUUCCACAGAGGGCUUAUGGGGAAGGAUCCUUUUCAAUCAGAUAUUAAAUUAAGUUUUAUGUUAAACAACUUAAAUGAAAUAGCACACAGGUAUAAUCCAUUACACGAUCCGCAUUUAAAACACUGGGUGAAUUCACCAAUUAAUCGAAAAUUUCUGCAAAAACAAGGACUCAUUACAGAAGACAAAGAUGUGAUUUGCAGCCUAAGUGAAUACAAUGAGUACAGGCGAUUUUUAUUAUGCGUACAUAAUGAUUUGAUAGCGCAUAAACUAAAACUUAAAAAAUCAGAAAAUGAAGAUCGCAAUAAAAUAGCCAUUGCAAAUUUUAAUCAUAGAAAAGAAUUAAUAAAAAAAUUAAAUCUUUUGAAGUAUGAUAAGUCAAAAAAUAAACCACAAAAUGUAACAAAUAAAAGAAACCAUGUUAAGCCUAUAUGCAAACUUUCAAAUAAAGAAAGAAAAUUACCAUUUAAGAAAAUUGAAACGUAUACUAUAUUUGGAUCCGGCUUGGGUGGUUUAAUUGAUCAAAACAAGUAUAAACGUACCUUUAUUAAAGGUUCCCCAAAUGAUUACUAUUUAUUGGGAUUGUUUGAUGAUUUUUUUAAGCAACAAAAAGAUGCAAAAUAAAAUGUAAAACAAUUUCAAUAGAAAUCAUUUGGAGAACUUUUUAUAAAGGGUUUAAAUGCUAAUAAACAAGAUAAAUCAUUUUUAAAAAAAAGCCAAUCAA